UAUGCCAUCGACGGCACGACCGUUGAGUUUGAGUGUAAGCCCGGCUACGAGUUUGAGGUCCAUUCAGUGCGUACGUGUCUACACAACUCGAGUUGGGACGUCGAGGCAACCAUAUGUCGAGAAAUUGAUUUUACUUCAGGACUGCCACAAUCGCCCAUUUAUGCACUACCGAUGCUUACGAUUGUCGGUUGA
Molecule: messenger RNA, 192 nt
Organism: Oppiella nova
Lineage: Eukaryota; Metazoa; Arthropoda; Arachnida; Sarcoptiformes; Oppiidae
Source: the annotation of a GenBank genome assembly